Molecule: messenger RNA, 2042 nt
Organism: Neoarius graeffei (lesser salmon catfish)
Lineage: Eukaryota; Metazoa; Chordata; Actinopteri; Siluriformes; Ariidae
Gene: pax1a
Product: paired box 1a
Exons: 5
Coding region: 497-1549 (350 amino acids)
Biological process (GO): regulation of transcription by RNA polymerase II; anatomical structure development
Molecular function (GO): DNA-binding transcription factor activity, RNA polymerase II-specific; RNA polymerase II cis-regulatory region sequence-specific DNA binding
Source: RefSeq, a predicted model, not a curated record
CACUACUACAGACUUACUGCCACGUUUGAGAGUUAUUUUCUCCAUAUUAAACAGUUUUGGCGUUAUUUGGGGCACAGGGCGCACGGAGCUCUGUGCUCAAGUUCCCCCUUUAAUCGGAAUUAGUCUGUUCCAGAGGUUAAAUUACGCAGACGGGACGGCUCGCGCGAGGAGCAGCCUAUCCCAAGUCGCGCCGACCAAUAAGAUCAGCCCAUAGCUCAGCGCGUAACCGGAGCCAUUGACGUGGAGGAUGCGUCAAAUUAAUUCGAGCAAACUUCUGCCUACUGGAUCAGACAAAUUUCGCCUUUAAAGAACGAAGAACCGCUUUAAAACUUCGUUCGAAGAAAUUCUAAAGUCUUGCUUCUUGGAGAAAAGAGAAGCGAUCUCCGGAUAUUUGCAGUCUGAUUUGGAGCUCUCUAACACUGCAUGCAGCAGAGACGGUGCGUUCGGCCAUUGAGGGGAAACGGUGUCAAGGAAAGCAUCCCAUCACCACAGGCAAAUGGAGCAAACCUAUGGAGAGGUGAACCAGUUAGGAGGGGUUUUUGUUAACGGCCGACCUCUUCCCAACGCCAUCCGACUAAGAAUCGUGGAGUUAGCCCAGCUCGGGAUCCGUCCAUGCGACAUCAGCCGUCAACUCCGCGUUUCUCAUGGCUGUGUGAGUAAGAUCUUGGCGAGAUACAACGAAACCGGCUCCAUUUUGCCCGGUGCGAUCGGAGGGAGCAAGCCGCGGGUUACGACACCAAACGUGGUCAAGAGCAUACGGGAAUACAAGCAAGGAGACCCGGGGAUUUUUGCCUGGGAGAUACGGGACCGACUUCUAGCAGAUGGAGUAUGUGACAAAUACAACGUGCCCUCUGUCAGCUCCAUCAGCCGGAUUUUACGGAACAAGAUUGGUAACCUCUCCCAGCCCAACCAGUACGAAAGUGGCAAACAAGCUGCGUCACAGCCGAGUCUCUCUUACAAUCAUUUAUAUCCGUACACAUACCCCAAUGCGAUGUCCCCUACUGGGACCAAAAUGAGUAAUUCUGCCGGUGUCCCGGUCACAGGAGGACAUGUUAGCAUACCGCGAGGCUGGCCUUCAGCUCACACCGUCAGCAACAUUUUGGGCAUACGAGCUUUCAUGGACCCCACAGCCAUUCCUGGUACUGAAGGCUACACCCCGAAAAUGGAGGAUUGGGGUAGUGUGAACCGAGCAGCUUUUCCUUCCACACAUGGAGUCAAUGGAAUAGAUAAAUCUUCCAUUGAGACGGACAUAAAAUACCCUCAGCCUUCAUCGACUCUGUCUAGUUACGUUGCGCCGUGUGCCUAUUCUCCCUCGAAUCAGUAUGGUGUGUAUAGUGGUGCAGCAGGCAGCUAUGUGAGCCCCGGGCACCACUGGCAGGCUCAGGGAUCGAGUGCUAUGACCAUCCAUUCAGGGGAAAUCCACUCUGCCAUGUCCUUCAAACACACAGCCCGAGACGGAGACAGAAAACCCCCGAGUCCCCUAAGUAAGCAGCAGCACGAGGUGCUGAGCAGCAUACACGGACUCAGCCUUCCUACGUCAUCAUCAUAGCCCUGGAUAUUUUGUGUGGAGCUUGCAGCCUAACUUUUGGCAAUAUACAUUUGCCCAUUUCACGAACAGUAAGUUCAAACGCUACUUUCCCCCACGAUCGGAAAAGCAAUUUGCCAUGCAUUCUUAUUUUCGGAAACAACAUGAAUGUAAUGUUUUACUUUUAUUGCAACUGCGCUUUGUGCUGCGUUGAAUGUUAGUUGGUUGUUUUGUCUUUUGUCCCUCAAAAUUUGUGUAUGUUUGCGCUAUUUAUAUAAACAAAAACGACUACAUUGCAAAAUGCAAAACGAAUUCUUGCCUUUGUCCAGAACAUCUUGACAGCUGUGUAACGUUAUUUGUUACAUGUCGUCUUUCACUUGGGAAAUAAAUUGCAGUACCUUAAUCAUAGUUAAAUAUGUGAACUGAGUAAUUGUUGGUGUAAAUAUUAUAAAUUCUUUAGUUAUAUAUUUUUAUAAAUUCUUGUGUAAAUAAGCUGAAUAAAGGCAUUGUACAAGUA